Molecule: messenger RNA, 1593 nt
Organism: Taeniopygia guttata (zebra finch)
Lineage: Eukaryota; Metazoa; Chordata; Aves; Passeriformes; Estrildidae
Source: RefSeq, a predicted model, not a curated record
CAGAAUAAACCACCUUUCAAGGAAGCCAUAAAAUAAAUUUGUACUGCAUCAGUCAAGAGCAUCUCCAGGAACACAGUCUGACCAGCAAUGUAAGAAGGCAAAAUAAAGGUUUUGCUGAGCAAUGGCCCUUGGAUGAAGCAAAACAUUUAAAAUCAGGGCAGUCCAUUUGUUCAGAUAGGGGGUGCACUCUGGGGCUACAGCUAAGGCCAUGCGGUCACAGCAGGAUCUGGGGUCACAGCAGGCUGAGGUCACAGCAGGCUGUGAGGUCAUAGAGGUCCCAGAGCCCCGUGGCUGCACAGCACCACAAUGCCCAAGCAGGCAGUCCUUGAGCACAACUGUUGCGGCGGCAGCAGCGGUGGCAGCAGUGGUGCUGACAUUGGGACAGCGGUGUCAGGAGAGUGGUGGCAGCAAGAGUGGUGGGACUGGCAGAGGGCAGGGCACCAUGGCCCUUGCUCUUUGCCUCCUCCUCCUGCUCCUCCUGGUCGUGGCCCUGCCUGCCAGGGCUGCCCAGGCUGCUCCGAUGAAAGCGCAGGGAGCAGAUUGGGAUGGCGACUUGGAUUAUUAUGAAGCCGUGCUGGAAAAUGGCUUGAAGUUCUUGGAUGAUGUUGGAGCUGAACCUGUUGGUGAAGGUGGUGCAGCUUCCCCACCCAUACCCAUCACUGAGCUUCUGGGAGAUGCUGACGGUGUGGCUGCAGGGAGGGCUUCUCCAGCUCCCUUGCUAGUUACUGCCUGCAAGCCCAGCUCCCAUCGCAGGGGUCCCCCAACAGGAAAGAUACAAGAUGCUGCAGGCAAGAUAUCCCUGGAACCAUACAAACUCAAGCAGCAAAUGCUGAAGGAAAUGGAGCAGGCCAGACAAAUAGAUGGAGAAGCUGUGCUGAAGGCAGUGUUUCCCAGAGGAAGCAGAGAUUCUGUGCCAGCCUCUGCUCUAGGAAGAGAAGUGAUGCCAGGCAGAGUCACAGGAGACUGGGAUCGUGACAUGGCUUAUAUGGAAAAUCUGGUGAAGGACAGUUUGAGGAAUCUAAAUCGUGGUGGAGGUCCUCCUGGAGAGAUGAACCAGGACAGAGAAGACAAGAAAUCCCUGGAGGCAGCCAGGCAUCUGGACCAGAUGCUGAGUGAUCUGGAGAGACGCCGUGCGAUGAACCAGGAGUCUCUACAGAAGGUGACUGUUCCAGAAAGAAGCAGUGGCCUAGUGCCAGCUUUCACUGCAGGAGGGCAGGCAGUUCCAGGCACUGGCACAGGAGAAAUGCUUGGCAAGUCUAGUACAAAUGCCCAGAAUGGACCGAGCACCCGAAGAAUUGUCUGCCCCCAGGAUGUGCGCAGGUCCUGCAUGAUAGGCACAGUGGUGACACUGUUCUCUGUGCCACUUGUGCUGAUGGGCUGCUAUCUUGGCAUUCGGAAGAUGUACGAGAGCAGAGGACUCUUGAAACUUAUGUUGGUUUGAUGUGACCAACAGAAGAGUUUUGCUCUGCUUUUAGUUCAAACAAGAAGCAGCCCCGGAACCUGUAGAGAAGAGUCUCUUCACUUCAUAGCUAAAGCAAACUGCCAGCGUUCUUUUUUUCCAUCUCUGGGCAGGAAGAUAAAAAUCUAUCAUCA